Sciurus carolinensis (gray squirrel) is the source of this 1359-nucleotide messenger RNA. It is a transcript of the gene Fn3krp, whose product is annotated as fructosamine 3 kinase related protein. NCBI's taxonomy places the organism in Eukaryota, Metazoa, Chordata, Mammalia, Rodentia, Sciuridae. The coding region runs from base 45 to 974 and encodes 309 amino acids. The transcript has 6 exons. The record is from RefSeq and is a predicted model, not a curated record.
GCGCGCUUGGAUCGCGGUGAGGCUGGCGGCGCGCGGCAGGCACCAUGGAGGAGCUGCUGCGGCGGGAGCUGGGCUGCCGCAGCGUCAAGGCCGCGGGCCACUCCGGAGGCGGCUGCAUUAGCCAGGGCCAGAGUUACGACACGGACGUCGGACGGCUGUUUGUGAAAGUGAACCCCAAGGCGGAGGCCAGAAGGAUGUUUGAAGGUGAGAUGUCAAGUUUAACUGCCAUUCUGAAAACAGGCACCGUGAAAGUGCCCAAGCCCAUCAAGGUACUCGAUGCCCCUGGAAGUGGGAGUAUGCUGGUGAUGGAGCAUUUGGACAUGCGGUAUUUAAGCAGUCACGCUGCAAAACUUGGAGCCCAGCUCGCAGAUUUACACCUUGAUAACAAGAAACUUGGGGAGACGCUUCUGAAGGAGGCUGGCACAGUGGGGAAAGGAGGAGGGCAGAUGGAACGGCCCUUCGUGGACCAGUUUGGGUUUGAUGUGGUGACAUGCUGUGGAUACCUCCCCCAGGUGAAUGACUGGCAGAAGGACUGGGUCAUGUUCUAUGCCCAGCAGCGCAUUCAGCCCCAGAUGGACAUGGUGGAGAAGGAGUCUGGGGACCGGGAGGCACUUGAGCUCUGGUCUGCUCUGCAGCUGAAGAUCCCUGACCUGUUCCGCAACCUGGAGAUCGUCCCUGCCCUGCUCCAUGGAGACCUCUGGGGAGGGAAUGUAGCAGAAGACUCCUCUGGGCCCAUCAUUUUUGACCCAGCUUCUUUCUACGGCCACUCAGAGUAUGAGCUGGCGAUAGCCGGCAUGUUUGGGGGCUUCAGUGGCUCCUUUUACUCUGCCUACCACAGCAAGAUCCCCAAGGCCCCCGGAUUUGAGCAGCGCCUGCAGUUGUACCAGCUCUUCCACUACCUGAACCACUGGAACCAUUUUGGGUCAGGGUACAGAGGGUCCUCCCUGAACAUCAUGCGGAAUCUGAUCAAGUGAACUGGCUUUCCUCCUGAGGGGGCCCCCUUUCUCCAUGGCCCCUUACGUGUGCGACUUUGUUCUCCUCCUCACCAUGUCCAAGCCUUGUACAGGGGUGAUAGCAGGAAAGGUGUUGCCCUCAAGCUGUACUCGGCCAGACAUCAUGACUGAUGCGGCCACACUAGUGACCAAAACAGGGACCUCUGAAGCCUGAGGGCGCUGGGCCAAAGGCAGGGAACCAUGUGUGACCACAUGAGCAUGCAGGGACAGAAGCAGCAUGCCUGUCCGUCCUUCCCUGCUUUCCUCUGAGCUGAUGAUGCUUCAUGUUGUGUUAAGACCUUAGUCCAGACGUGGAGCCAGCUUGCUAGGGAUCGAACCCAUGGCCUUGUGCUUGCAAGGCAAGCAC